Molecule: messenger RNA, 2281 nt
Organism: Hibiscus syriacus
Lineage: Eukaryota; Viridiplantae; Streptophyta; Magnoliopsida; Malvales; Malvaceae
Product: phospholipase A1 PLIP1, chloroplastic-like
Exons: 5
Coding region: 134-2251 (705 amino acids)
Biological process (GO): lipid metabolic process
Molecular function (GO): glycerophospholipid phospholipase A1 activity
Source: RefSeq, a predicted model, not a curated record
AACACUGUCCUUAUAACGUUGGUUACAUACAUCCUUUGUUUUCAGCCCAGUCUUGUCAUGGAAUAAGGUUUCUCUCUCUUGCACAAGUUGGUUAUUUUCUUUCAAGUAGGCAUCGACUGCUUGAACCGAAUCUAUGGCGUGCACGUCGAUGGCUAUUCCUACCUCUCAGGUUGCCUCAAAGGGGAAAGAUGGAAGCAAAGAAGAGAUCAAUGGGCUUCGGAGAUCACAUUCCGGCAUAAAGCUUAAUAAGAGAGCUGGCAUGCGGAGAUCUUGUUCUGAUAAUCACCUUUGCUACUCUAUCAAUCGGAUACGUGCUGCAUCGACGAAACCGACCCUGAAGAACAGCCGUUCUGUUGGGAUUCUCCAGUCGCUCCCAUUUCAGAUUUCGAGUUCGAUAAUUCCGAAAUCUGUUAAAUCAUUUUUGUUUGACCCGGAGACAAGUAAGAGCUCGGGCAUAGUGGAAAAGGAUGGGAAAAUUGACAAUGAAUCCUUGGAAAAUGACGAUGAAGAAACGGAAAUAAAGAGAGCCAAUUGGGUGAAUAGGUUGAUGGAGAUUCAUAGUCGCUGGAAAAAUAGACAAGUAGAAGAUGAUUUCGACAGAGCCAGAAUAUUUGAUGAGAACGGAAAUGGUGGUGAUGGUGACGGUGAUAAUGAAGAAGAUGAUGGUGGUUGCGAAGUGAACUAUGACUCUAAUGAAGAGGAAGAUGAAGUGAAAUACAACAGUGAAUCAUUCUCGAAGUUAUUGGUGAAAGUGCCGUUGUCCGAUACCAAGCUGUUCUCUCGCCUGGCCUUCUUGUGCAACAUAGCUUAUGGGAUACCAGAGAUUAAGGGACAUGAGUUAAGACGAUAUUAUGGUCUAAAGUUGGUAACAUCGUCCCUAGAAAAGAAAGAGGAAGCCUCUAAGAUCAAAGCCAAGAUAGAUCAGGACUCUACUCGUGUACCUACUUCUGACCCAGAAACUACUGAAUGGAAGUCGGAGAAAGUUGAGGGUACCAAGCUGAAACGCCGGAUCAGCUUAUCUGUUGUUUACGAGAUUGCUGCUUUGGCUGCAUCUUAUGUCCAGUCAAGGGCAAAGGGUCUUUUGUCCCCUGGCUUUAAGUCACAGGUGAAGGAUGACGGGAAUUUGUGUGGAUCAGGGGAUCAGCCAGAAAUGGAAGGGGAGGAUUCUCCUCAAGCGUAUAACUCGGAGGUGGCUGCAUAUAUGGCAACAUCGGCGAUGACCGCUGUGGUUAGAGCCGGGGAGAAGGAAAAACAAGAGACGGCAAAGGACCUUCAGUCACUACAGUCAUCGCCUUGUGAAUGGUUUGUUUGCGACGACUUGAGCACAUAUACCCGCUGUUUUGUUGUACAGGGGUCGGACUCUCUAGCAUCGUGGCAGGCAAAUCUUUUGUUCGAGCCUAUGACAUUUGAGGACACUGGUGUGCUUGUUCAUAGAGGAAUCUACGAAGCAGCAAAGGGCAUAUACGAACAAUUCUUGCCGGAUAUUAUGGACCAUCUGAAAAGGCACGGGGAUCGUGCAAAGUUUCAAUUCACCGGUCAUUCCCUUGGUGGCAGUCUUUCUCUUUUAGUUAGCUUGAUGCUGUUGACUAAGAAGGUUGUAAAGCCUUCCGCUCUUAGACCUGUCGUCACUUUCGGGGCACCAUUUGUGUUCUGUGGAGGCCAAAAGAUACUCGACGAAUUGGGGCUCGAUGACAACCACGUGCAUUGCGUGAUGAUGCACCGAGACAUUGUCCCUAGAUCCUUCUCCUGCAAAUAUCCGAACCACGUAGCUGGCGUCCUCAAGCGUUUGCCCGGUUCCCUCCGGACUCAUCCUUGUUUGCUUAGAAAUAAACUUUUGUACACUCCGCUCGGGAAGUUAUUCAUUCUACAACCUAACGAGAAGUCGUCUCCGCCGCAUCCUUUAAUCCCUCCCGGAAAUUCUCUUUACGCAUUGGACAAGGCGCAUAGCGAAUACUCCGUGAAGGCGCUCAUGGCGUUCCUUAACUGUCCCCAUCCAUUGGAUACCCUCAGCGAUCUUACCGCCUAUGGCUCCGAUGGUACUAUUUUAAGAGAUCAUGACUCCAGCAACUACUUGAAAGCGAUUAACGGUGUCCUAAGGAAACACAAAAAGACCGUUCUGAGCCAUACGAGGAUAUCGGAGGGAAGCACAGUAUGGCCGCUGCUCGCUUCGCCAUCUCCUCACUCGUGGAGCCAUGAUAGAAAGUUAGAAAGCAACUUGUUGUCGAAUAAGGAGAUAAUGACCGGUGUGUGAACAAUGAAGCCUUUCUCCAUUGAUACGAAG